Populus trichocarpa (black cottonwood) is the source of this 2127-nucleotide messenger RNA. Its product is annotated as germin-like protein 9-3. Lineage: Eukaryota; Viridiplantae; Streptophyta; Magnoliopsida; Malpighiales; Salicaceae. The record is from RefSeq and is a predicted model, not a curated record. Gene Ontology annotation, cellular component: cell wall. Gene Ontology annotation, molecular function: manganese ion binding. The transcript has a single exon. The coding region runs from base 1338 to 1967 and encodes 209 amino acids.
AAAAUAACACAUCAAAUUUUACCGGUAUACAGUUUAAUUGAUCUCUAGAAGAGUAUAUACACUAACUAAUUUCAGCUCUAUAGGGUUUCAUGUGAGACUGGCUAGUUGACAUUCUUCAUAUAGGUUGAAGCUGAUCAUUUUCUGCAAAAAUUUCAUUUGAAACUCGCAUUGAUAUUUAAACAAACAUGCUUUAGCUUUUCUAAAAUUCUCUCUGGACAAAUGAAAUGACUCGUUAGAAGACAUGAACUGUUGGAUGUGUGAAGCCCAGUAGAAGAGCUGCUGGGGUUCGGCUAUAUGCCAAGGCCUAUUCGACAUGCUGUUUAAUGGCAUCUUAAGUUAUGCCAUGAAAUUCAGGAUCUGUAGCAUGGUCCUUGGCUUUUUUUGACCUAAGCUGCUUUGAAGUGCUGUUGAGAACAAAGGAACGAGGAGAACACAGAAAACAGGCAUUUCUUUUGUUCUGGCGGAUGGCAGGGGAGGAAUUUGAUACCUUAAAAUCUGGAUAUUAAGGUCAUGUGGAAACUGGAAAACACCAGGGGAUAUAAACAAGUUAGAGAGAUAACUUGUGUUAAAAUCAAGCUCAAUGUGGCUGCCUCACAGUCUUUUUCGAGUUUGAUUUUGAGUAAUGGAGAUAGGGCUUGCUGUUGUGUUUAUUUAUCAACUCAUAAAGAACUGAUUAAUAUUUUGAAAUGAUUGCACAUCUAACAAAAAAUAGUGUUUACAACUUAACACAUCCUUCACAACUAUACGCACAAACUAUACAUAUCUACAGAUUUCUUGUACCUCUACGAAUGAGGCUAAUCUGAUAUAGAUACAUGAUCGUUUUAAUAGGUUAGAUUGAAUAUAUAUUAGUAUCUAAACCAACCUCCUCUUGAAGGCUUAAUAAUCUGGAUUUGAGAACUAAAUUUUGAACAUUGAUUUGAUAUUUGAUUGUUCAAUCAUGGAUUUUUCAGUUGAAAACAUGUUUAUGAAAGUUGAGUUUCAGAUGAUUGUUACCAGCUGGUUGUAAUUUGCAGGAGCAUCAAAGUAUGAUAGAAAAGAAAAUUUCAUAUUCAUUCCCUGCACCCGCAGUAACAACAUCCGCCGGCAUCUGUACUCUUUUUUUAUAUUAUCAUACUUUGUGUUUAUAUAUAUAUAUAAAGAAUAAACAAUACAAACAUUGGUGCUGAUAACAUUGUAUUGUUCAUCAAUUGUUAUUAUCGAAGAGCUAGCCUGCUGUACAUGCUUGCCUUUUUGUUAGUUUCUCCUCUAUAUAAAUCUUUCAAAACCAAGCACAUCAUCACAAAUGCCAUAAUAGACUAUAGUAGCUCUACCUUGAUCUUCACAUCAAGUUCUUCAUCAUGGCAUCAGCUUCUUCCACCUUCAAAUUCUUGUCACUGCUAGUAGCUUUAUUUGUCGUCGCCAAAAUGGCAAUUGCUGGAGACCCGGAUAUUAUUUCUGAUUUUAUAGUCCCACUAAAUGCAACCACGGUUGAUGGAGCAUUCUUCACUUUCACUGGGAUGCGUGCCCUUGUUGGCGCACAACCACCUUCAGCUUUCAAGGUCUCAAAGGUAAGUGCAGCCGAAUUUCCAGCUCUUAUUGGGCAAAGCGUUUCAUAUGCGGUGCUUCAAUUCCCGGCUGGCACUACUAAUCCACCUCACACUCAUCCUCGGUCUGCGGAGCUUCUUUUCCUUGUUGAUGGUUCUCUUCAAGUAGGAUUCGUCGACACAACCAACAAGCUCUUCACCCAGACUCUACAAGCUGGUGAUAUGUUCAUAUUUCCCAAGGGGCUCGUCCACUUCCAAUACAAUGCCGAUGCUCAAAAUCCAGCUUUGGCAAUUUCUGCUUUCGGAAGUGCUAGUGCAGGGACUGUAUCACUUCCUACUACCCUUUUCACCACCAGCAUUGACGAUAACAUCUUGGCUAAGGCCUUCAAGACUGAUGUUGCCACCAUUCAAGCUCUGAAGGCUGGUCUUGCACCAAAGCCUUGAGGAUGGGAUUCAUCACCAUUCUUUCCCUGUAUUCCUCUUAUAUUUUAUUGUACUUCUAUUUUUUUUUUCCCAUCGUUUGAUGAUUUGUAUUGAAUAAUCGCUCCAACAGUGCUCGAGGCCGGUGCAUAUUGCUCAUUUGUCCACUGCUUAAUUACAUUGU